AUGCACUGGAGCACCAUCGUCCUCGGCUUCAUUGGCAUUGCCAGUGCCCAGACACUCAACAUUCCCUCGCGUGUGGGAAGCAUCGUCUCAUUGCCUUCUCCCAGUGUGAUCAAGGGAAGCAUUGACUUGGGCAACCGGGAGUACGAUCGCGGUCGUGCCUGUGACAGCGAUGACGACACUGGCGAUGACAAUGCCGUGUUCAUCUUGGAGGAUGGAGCGUCCCUGAGCAACGUGAUCAUUGGAAAGGAUCAACUCGAAGGCAUCCACUGCAAGGGAGCCUGCACCUUGACCAACGUCUGGUUCCGUGAUGUCUGCGAAGAUGCCAUUUCCAUCCUCGGAACUGGAAAUGCUCUCAUCAAGGGUGGAGGUGCUCAGGAGGCCAAGGAUAAGGUGGUCCAGCACAACGGCAAGGGAACUGUCACCAUUGAUGGAUUCACUGUCGUGAAUGCAGGCAAGCUGUACCGCUCUUGCGGAAACUGCACCAACAACAAGAGCAAGAGCCCCCGCAAGGUUGUUGUCAAGAACGUCAAGGCCAAGGGCGUCGAGACUUUGGUUGGAAUCAACUCCAACUAUGGCGAUACCUCCAGCAUUAGCGGAACCUGUGGAUCUAGUGUUAAGCACGCGUGCCAGGAGUUUGAGGGAGUUGAGAAGUCUGCCGGCAAGGAGAGCCCCAAGCUCACUUCAACUGCUUCCUGCAAGGGACAGUCGUCGAUUUCUUCUUGCUAA
Penicillium brevicompactum is the source of this 726-nucleotide messenger RNA. RefSeq names its product pectate lyase. Gene Ontology annotation, cellular component: extracellular region. Gene Ontology annotation, molecular function: pectate lyase activity. The transcript has 3 exons. The record is from RefSeq and is a predicted model, not a curated record. Gene Ontology annotation, biological process: pectin catabolic process. The coding region runs from base 1 to 726 and encodes 241 amino acids. NCBI's taxonomy places the organism in Eukaryota, Fungi, Ascomycota, Eurotiomycetes, Eurotiales, Aspergillaceae.